Molecule: messenger RNA, 1130 nt
Organism: Suillus fuscotomentosus
Lineage: Eukaryota; Fungi; Basidiomycota; Agaricomycetes; Boletales; Suillaceae
Exons: 14
Coding region: 101-1009 (302 amino acids)
Source: RefSeq, a predicted model, not a curated record
AGAUGGAAAAUUACGGCGCAAGGUUGACACGAUCAUGAUGUCGUACAAUUUUCAUUAGGACACAACGAGUUCACAACCCUUACAGGUCAACGAGAUUCUAAUGCCUGCUUUCAUGUUGACACCAGAAGAACAUCUCUAUGCUCUUGACUGGAAUAACAACAUAACGGUUGCAAUCAUCACCCUGAUAUCCUACGACUACAUGCUUCAGUUCGAGAAAGAGGUCACGUUUGUUUGGCAAAGGCAGUGGUCAGUGAUGAUAUAUCUAUACCUUGUUGUCCGAUAUUUUGGUAUUGUCCUUGCAAUGAUUUGCGCCAUCUGGGGAGGUCUAUUUUAUAUACCUGAAGCAGUGAGUUAUAAUAUGUUCGUGUUCAUGCAAUGGGGUUUUUCUGUAUAUUUUUGCUUGGCGGAAGUCAUCCUCAUCUGGCGUCUUUACGCCCUACAUAACCAAUCAAAGCUCAUACUUUAUGUUCUACUGGGGUUACUCCUACCUAUCGUCGCGCUCUAUAUAGCAGUGGAUGUAUUUCUGUGGAGCCGGUCUUCGGCGGUCUCAGUGCAAGAGAUCAUAAUAACUCCAAAUAUCAAGUACUGCACGACUUUCUUCCACAUCGGACCUAUGCAUGUGAUCUAUGCCUCCAUCCCCGUCAUAUGCUAUGAUAUUUUCUUGGUUGUUCUCGCCAUUGCCAUCCUCAGGAAGCACCUGAAAGAACGAAAGGGAUUUGAAAUGAAGCCUAACACCUACGUAGUGAUGAUCGUCCGACAUCAUGUCAUAUACUUUGUCCUGAAUUUGGCAACUCAAAUAUUCAUGGCGACAUUGUGGGCCCACCCUUCGACGGUGGUGCUGUAUCUGAUACUGUUGUUCAAGCUUACCGCACCGUUUAUUAUCGUGCCACGUCUCAUCAUCAGCAUUUGGGAUACGCAUGCCAAUGACAACUGCGUACAUCUUAGUACGAUGUUCGAGGAUUGUGUAUGUUUGACUUCGCCACCGGAAUUGGAGCAGCCCGAGGAUUGACUCUUGCGUAUGAUAUCCCAAACUGAAGAAGGAAGUAGCAUAAGGUCCAUACUCGCCCCUGACUAGCGUACACCUCAAAAACCUAUUCAACUAAAUGGUUGUCUCUAGAGUUGAUGGAAUU